Messenger RNA from Pteronotus mesoamericanus, 1874 nucleotides. Its product is annotated as zinc finger protein 300-like. The record is from RefSeq and is a predicted model, not a curated record. The coding region runs from base 33 to 1829 and encodes 598 amino acids. Gene Ontology annotation, biological process: regulation of DNA-templated transcription. NCBI's taxonomy places the organism in Eukaryota, Metazoa, Chordata, Mammalia, Chiroptera, Mormoopidae. The transcript is spliced from 4 exons.
AGAAAAAGAAGAUAAAUUUCCCAUGGGAAGAAAUGAUUUCGAGCCACGGGUUAGUAUCGUUCAAGGAUGUGGCUGUGGAUUUCACCCAGGAGGAGUGGCAGCAACUGGACCCUGCUCAGAGGACCCUGUACAGGGACGUGAUGCUGGAGAACUACAGCCACCUGGUCUCAAUGGGGCAUCCAGUUUCCAAACCAGACGUCAUCUCCAAGUUGGAACAAGGAGAAGAUCCAUGGAUCAUAAAGAGAGACAUAUCAAAUUGGCUUUUUACAGACAGGAAGCAUAACCUUGACAACCCCCAACCAUGUAUUUUGGGGUCUUUUUCCUUCCAUAAUAAGACACUGAAAGGUGUCACAAAGGAUGGGUCAUUGUACUCCAUUUUAAAAGUAUGUCCAGGUGAUGGCCAACUGCAGCGAUGUCCAGAAAACCAAGACAGACUUUUCCGUCAAGUUACAGUUAUCAAUAACAAAACAGGGACUGUGGAGUCAGGCCAUAAAUGUGAUGCAUUGGGGGAAAUUUUUCAAGAGUUCAUAGAGCCAGAUACCUCAAGACAAAGACCCCAUAACUAUGAUGCAUUUAAAAAGUACUUGAAAUCUAAUGUUGACCUACCUAGUUGUAAUAAGACUAGUUCAAGAAAAAGCCCUGAGGAGAGUUUUGGAUGUGGAAAAUCAUUUAGCCAUGAUGUGUCUAGUUCUAAUCUUGAGAAAAUUCAAAAUGGAGUAAUACCCCGUGAUGAUAAUCAAUGUAGAAACAUUUUCAGCAAUAAACGACCCCUUAUUCAGUAUAAGAAUGCUGAAACUAAAGAGAAGACCUGCAUAUGUAUUACAUGUGGAAAAGGCUUUGCUAAGAAGUUACAGCUUAUUGUACAUCAACGAAUUCAUAGUGGAGAGAAACCUUAUGAUUGCAGUGCGUGUGGGAAAGCCUUCAGUGAGAAGUUUCAUCUCAUUGUACAUCAGAGAACUCAUACUGGAGAGAAACCUUAUGAAUGUUCUGAAUGUAGAAAAGCCUUCUCUCAAAAAUCAUCCCUCAUUAUACACCAGCGAGUUCACACUGGGGAAAAACCGUAUGCAUGUAGCGACUGUGGGAAAGCCUUCUCCCAGAAGUCACCUCUCAUUAUACAUCAGAGAAUUCACACAGGAGAGAAACCUUAUGAGUGCAGAGAGUGUGGUAAGGCCUUUUCCCAGAAGUCACAACUGAUUAUACAUCACAGGACUCACACUGGAGAGAAGCCAUACGAGUGCACUGAAUGCGGGAAAGCCUUCUGUGAGAAGUCCCACCUCAUUAUACACAAAAGAAUUCACACUGGAGAGAAACCCUACAAAUGUGCUCAAUGUGCAGAAGCCUUCAGCAGGAAGACAGAACUCAUCACACAUCAGUUAGUUCAUACUGGGGAGAAACCUUACGAAUGUAGUGAAUGUGGGAAGACCUUUUCCCGGAAGUCACAGCUCAUCAUACAUCAGAGAACACAUACUGGAGAGAAACCCUACAAAUGCAGUGAGUGUGGAAAGGCCUUCUGUCAGAAAUCACAUCUCAUUGGACAUCAGAGGAUUCACACAGGGGAAAAACCUUAUAUAUGCACUGAAUGCGGGAAAGCCUUCUCUCAGAAGUCCCACCUCCCAGGGCAUCGGCGCAUUCAUACAGGAGAGAAGCCUUACAUAUGUGCUGAGUGUGGAAAGGCCUUUUCCCAGAAGUCAGACCUUGUUUUACAUCAGAGAAUUCAUACCGGGGAAAGACCCUAUCGUUGUGCUACUUGUGGGAAAGGCUUCAUCCAGAAGUCCCAACUCACCGUACACCAGAGAAUUCACAACAGCGUGAAAGCUGUAAUGGACUGAGCACAGAGAAGCCUUCAGUGUUAGUUCAAGCCUUAAUAAAUACUA